UCAAACUAUAUUUUCAUACGCUUCCAGAAACUCGAAAAAAUUAGUCAUCUCCACAAACUUACACAUGUGACAUGAAACAGUAUAAAUAGAUAAAAAGUUAAUGAAAGCCGCAUCAAAGGCGGCGCCUUUGAUGCCAAAUCGGAUCCAUUAUAAGAACAUCCACCGCACUAUUUCAAACAUUAUUCCGUUAUGGAAAAUUUGUAAUUAAGAUACAUCACUUAUCUGAAAAUUGAACAUAAUCCAAUUAAACCAACGAGGAAAACUGUUUCAAAUAUUCAUACUUAAAUAAAUACAAUUUACGAAGUCCGAUCCAGAAAACAAAAUUGAGAAAAAUGGGUAAAUGUGACCACGUAAUUUUGAUGGCUAUAUUAGCCAUCAUAUUUUUAAUUGGGGAUAUUUUGUCGUUUCAAAGUCAAGAUCCUCUUGUCUCGGAUCGUAAUCUACUAGAAACUCGCUUGUCCGCAAAAAUCCGCAAAUUGGUUCAGGACAUUAAAACUUCGACUGACCUUCCUGCUGUCGGAAUUGACUUACGGUUUUUCGUUCCAUAUUACUAUGAGUGGCUGGUAGUUUCUAUAAUUGGGUACACUGGAUCUUGGUCGCACCAUUUGCUUGGGUCAUCGGCGAUAGAGGAUGAUUUCACCAUAGAAUUCAUUAAUGUUGAAGGCGACUUUUUAGCGAAACUAAGAAUUCAGGCUUCUCGACUCAAAGUUCAGGGGAAAUAUCAAACCGAUCUAAGAAAUGUUCCCACUUUUCGGACCACACCGAACAUGACAUUCGAUGGGAACGGACGAUACGACAUGUCGCUUAACUCGUUUGAUUUUUUUCUUCAAGUCGAAGGACGAGCUCCUCCCGUUGGAAAUGUGUCCAUUAGUUCAGCCAAGAUUUCUAUUGAUUUCAAAAAUCCUGACGUCCAUUUUACAAAUCUUUCACUAAUCAGUCAUGGGCGUACUGGUUUUACUGAGAUAACCGAGUGGGUUCGUACCGUCGAAUCCAUCCAAGACAUCCAUACUUAUUUUUGGUGGGACUGGAAGGACGCGGCCAAUUUCGUUGAAAUAGAUAAUCUUGUAAAUGAAAUGACCAAGUGCGUCUUGCAAAAUUUCUAUCGAGAUUGCAGUCUAAUGGAUCUAAUACAUUCAGAUGAAUGCAUCAAAUCUCAGAUUGAAUUGAGCUGUCUAAACACCAAUGAACUUCAAGUGUUUUUACCGGACUUAAACGACGACCAGAACGGAAUUAAUGUUCAAUCAGUUCCUUCAAGUUCAAUUUCAAAUAAAGUGAAUGGGCUUCAUCACGCGGAAGUUGCAGAUGAUGACCACGUCGAAUUUAGACUACUUAACACACAAAUCAGCUAUCCCACAGUGAAAAAUCUUGCAAGUCGAUUCGCUGCAACUUUUCAACCUGAUGGAAGCGCACUUUCGAGUCAACCUGAUCACUUCGUUUCAUCUGCAGCUUUGAUCAAUCUGGAGGAACCUAUCAACCUUCCCGACAGCGACACACAAGUGAUAUAUCGAAAUCAAGACUCGGACUCAUUCGGCGGGUUUCUAAGAAUCAGAAACUCGACAGCUAUUGGAUUCGAUGGACAGGAGAAUAUCUUUACAGAAUUUCUCGACGAAAAUGGAACAUUUAUUGCAAACUACUCAAUAACAUUUCCACUUUUAGUCGUCGGUGGAUUCUAUGAGACUGAUUUGGCAUUAUACAAAGGAUGGGAAGGUUAAGGCAAACUUUUUGGAAUUGGAAAUUAUAAUUGGGAACUAAAAAACGUGAGCUUAAAGAUUAGUGCGAAGGGACUAGCACCAAUUGACGGAGCAUCGAAGAUCACGGUGUCCAAUGUCAGCGUGGAGAUGUCGCAUGAAAAUCACUAUACUCGCCAGGGACUCAACUUCACAAACAUGACGAGUGAGCUGUGGUCCUACAAUGGCACGUUGGGAAGGCACGUCCGUCCUUACAAUUGGCGCCAGGUGAUCCAACAGCAUUACUUUCUUUUGGAGGAUUUCUUUUAUAAUGUUCGUUACACCCGACCUCCUUACCAAGAUACGUUCAAGGACUCUGUAGCACAACAGUUGCAGUGUGCUCUCAAUUACACGCUAAACGGUUGUACAAUUCUGGAAUUACUGUUUUCAAGGGACUGUCUCCGAGUGGAAAGAAACGAUGAAUGUUUUGGUGGACCCUCAAUGUCGGUGGCACCUUUGACGACAAUUUACACCACUGCAAUGUCUACGGUUGAAAGUACCACCACAAACGCCCCAAUAAAGACAUCCACCCCGUCAGAGUCAACUUGGAUUACUAAGAUUUCAUCCACGGUUGGACACUCAACCACAACGCAAAGGCCGGAAUUACCGGAUAAUGCCGGCCUACUCCUAAAUCAAACCCAAAUCUUGCUCGACCAGACACAAUUAUUGCUUCGGUUGGUGCAGGCAGAAUUGUCGUCAACCUGAAAUCCAGACGCACAAAGUACAGGAAAGUUAAAUGAGCUGAAAUCUAAUAAUUAAUUGAAUGGACUAAUAAUUUGUUGAUGAGUAUUAUAAAUACAUGUUUAAAUUUAAGUUAGAUAAACUGAUAACCAAAAAUUUGGUAUGUGAAUUCUUCCUUAUUCCAUGUUUAUAAAGCAACAAGGGUUUCAAAAAUUGUUAUUUCAAAUUAAAUUGGUUUUACAAUAACGAUUGUGUGGAAUCUAGUUCAGUCGAAUGUAUUAUAAAUAAAAUAAAUAUGAACAAUUCAUGCUUUCA
This is a messenger RNA of Folsomia candida, 2723 nucleotides long. RefSeq lists its product as uncharacterized. The coding region runs from base 333 to 1712 and encodes 459 amino acids. Lineage: Eukaryota; Metazoa; Arthropoda; Collembola; Entomobryomorpha; Isotomidae. The record is from RefSeq and is a predicted model, not a curated record. The transcript has 11 exons.